UUGUUCCUGUUGGAUAUGUAUGUGUUAGGUUGUGAUGAAAAAUUCUUUUACUAUGGGGUGUCAUGAAAAACAUUUGAAAGUCAUUUUUCUAGAAUGAUUGGGUUAUACUUUUGCUAUGAAAGAAUUUUUAAAAAUAAUUUUUCUUCGUUUUAGGUGUGAGUUUUUGAUACGGAUGAAAGGGCAGGAGUUUGUUGACGAGAUUCAAGGUAGAUAUCCUCAUCUUCUUGAACAGCUAUUGUCAACUUCAGACAUUCCCAGAGAUGAAAAUACUGAUCCACCAACUGUUCAUUUUGGAUCUGGAGACAGUUCUUCAGAAGACGGAGUGAUGAUGAACACACCUGUGGUCAAAUCUGCCUUGGAAAUGGGCUUUAGUAGAAGCCUGGUGAAACAGACAGUUCAGAGUAAGAUUCUAACAACGGGAGAGAACUACAGAACAGUUAAUGAUCUCGUGUCAGCACUUCUUAAUGCUGAAGAUGAGAAAAGGGAAGAGGAGAAGGAAAGACAAGCUGAAGAAGUGGCAUCAGAUGACUUGUCAUUAAUUCGGAAGAAUAGAAUGGCUCUCUUUCAACAGUUGACAUGUGUGCUUCCUAUCCUGGAUAAUCUUUUAAAAGCCAAUGUGAUUAAUAAACAGGAACAUGAUAUUAUUAAACAAAAAACACAGAUCCCUUUACAAGCAAGAGAAUUGAUUGACACCAUUUUAGUUAAAGGAAAUGCUGCAGCCAACAUCUUCAAAAACUGUCUAAAAGAAAUUGACUCUACAUUGUACGAGAAUUUAUUUGUGGAUAAGAAUAUGAAGUAUAUUCCAACAGAAGAUGUUUCAGGUCUAUCACUGGAAGAACAAUUGAGGAGGUUGCAAGAAGAAAGAACUUGUAAAGUGUGUAUGGACAAAGAAGUUUGUAUCGUGUUUAUUCCUUGUGGUCAUCUGGUAGUGUGCCAGGAAUGUGCCCCUUCUCUAAGAAAAUGCCCUAUUUGCAGGGGUAUAAUCAAGGGUACUGUUCGUACAUUUCUCUCAUAAGGAAAAAUGGUCUGUAAAAUAUUGUUGAACAUUUAAAGCCAUCUGAAGUAAAAAAGGAAUUAAUGAUUUUUUUUCACUUAGUACCAUUCAUAAUCUAGUCUGCUUUGGUAGUGAUAAUCUUAUUUCUAAAAUGAUGGUGUUAUAUAUUGUGUUUAACCUUUAACCUUAACAUGUUUAUUUACAAGAGAAGAUGUGUUUGGUGAGCUCUAUUAGUAUGUGUGUGUGAACACAGGAAUUAAAGGGGUCAUGUCAGUGCUUGUUAUGUAUCAUUUCAGGAGUUACUGGAUUCGGUAUUCUUUCAGGAAGCUUUGAGUACUAAAUUAUAGUUGCAGACUGGAAGAACUAGAAGCCAGGAACUCUGUGGAGUUUGUGAGAGUUGUGGUGCCAGAUUCCCUUUGGUGCAUUUCACUUGUGUUUUCAAAUAAGGAUUCUUCUGUUACUGGUAAACACAUUUUCCCCUCGUUUGUGAGAGACAUCUUAAUAAAGUGCUUUAAAAAGAU
This is a messenger RNA of Carlito syrichta (Philippine tarsier), 1515 nucleotides long. Its product is annotated as baculoviral IAP repeat-containing protein 2-like. Bases 116 to 1015 code for a protein of 299 amino acids. The record is from RefSeq and is a predicted model, not a curated record. The transcript has 6 exons. Gene Ontology annotation, biological process: negative regulation of apoptotic process; negative regulation of necroptotic process; positive regulation of protein ubiquitination. Gene Ontology annotation, cellular component: cytoplasm; nucleus. Gene Ontology annotation, molecular function: ubiquitin protein ligase activity; cysteine-type endopeptidase inhibitor activity involved in apoptotic process. Lineage: Eukaryota; Metazoa; Chordata; Mammalia; Primates; Tarsiidae.